Molecule: messenger RNA, 1668 nt
Organism: Thyridium curvatum
Lineage: Eukaryota; Fungi; Ascomycota; Sordariomycetes; Thyridiales; Thyridiaceae
Exons: 3
Coding region: 1-1668 (555 amino acids)
Biological process (GO): transmembrane transport; carbohydrate transport
Cellular component (GO): membrane
Molecular function (GO): carbohydrate:proton symporter activity
Source: RefSeq, a predicted model, not a curated record
AUGUCGACCACUGAACCCGAGAAGAGUGUUUCCACAGCCGAUACGCCAGGCCCUGACAAGCACCAUGCCGACUCCCAAGGCUGGCACGAACAUGGCAAAUCCAGGGAUGAUGCUCAAGCCGCAAACAUUGAUGAGCAUGAGCAGACUGUCCGGGAAGCACUGCGUGCCUAUCCCAAGGCUGUGGCAUGGUCCCUGAUUAUCUCCCUAAGUAUCAUCCAAGAGGGAUACGAUACGAUCCUAAUUGGAAACUUUUUGGGCUACCCGGAGUUCAAACGACAGUUUGGCGAGGGCUCUGAUGAGAAGGGUUAUGAGGUGACCGCAGCUUGGCAGUCAGCCCUCUGGGCUGGUGGAGUUGCCGGGUCUAUCAUCGGGGCCUUCUUGAAUGGCUAUCUUAUCAAGCAUUUCGGGUUCAAACCCGUCUUUCUCGGUACUCUCGUUGUGAUGGCGGCAUGCAUUUUCCCGUCCUUCUUCGGCAUGUCUGUUCAGCUACAGACUGUCGGCCAGGUUCUCUGCGGUGUUCCCUGGGGGAUCUUCGCCACAAUCGGUCCAGCAUACGCCUCGGAAAUUCUGCCCCUGGCUCUACGCUCCUACCUCACUGCUUAUGUCAACAUGUGCUUCGCUAUAGGACAGUUCCUCGGGGCUGGCGUGUUGCAGGGCCUCCUCAACCGAAACGACCAAUGGUCGUACCGUAUCCCAUUUGCUAUUCAGUGGAUCUGGCCCGCCCCUCUGUUCCUGAUCUGCCUGUUUAUGCCCGAGUCUCCGUGGUGGCUUGUGCGUCAUGGCCGGUUAGCAGACGCUGAGCAAGUUCUCCGUCGAGUCACCUCUGGAAAACAGGUCGAGAAGUCCAAUCAGACUGUGGCUAUGAUGGUGCAUACCAACGAAAUCGAGAAGGAGAUCGAGGCCGGAAGCAGCUAUCUUGAUUGCUUCAAGGGUGUUAACCGACGAAGGACAGAGAUUGCCUGUGUUUCCUUUGCCGGACAGGUUCUCGCUGGCAGCCAGUUCGCUUACUCUGGUACCUAUUUCUUCCAGCAAGCUGGAAUGAGUGCUGAAGAUGCCUACAAGCUUGGUCUUGGCGGUACUGCCAUUGCCUUUGUUGGCACAGUCAUCUCGUGGUUUCUCAUGAAUCGCUUUGGCCGAAGGCAGAUCUACCUGUGUGGGAUGUUCUUCAUCUGCAUCUACCUCUUCAUCAUUGGGGUGUUGACAACCGCUGCGAGAAACCAGGGCGUGGUCUGGGCACAAUCAGUGCUCUGCAUCAUCUGGCUGUUCUCGUUCUCCCUCUCGAUCGGUCCCAUUGGCUGGGUCCUCCCCGCCGAAGUCUCUUCAACCCGACUUCGAUCAAAGACUAUCUGCUUGGCGCGUAACACGUACUACAUCGCCCUGCUGAUCGCGAAUACCCUCGAGCCCUAUUUCAUGAAUCCUACUCAGUGGAACUGGCGAGGAUACACCGGAUUCUUCUGGUUCGGGUCGGCACUAUUCACGCUCAUAUGGGCGUACUUCCGCUUGACUGAGACUCGUGGCCGCACUUUUGAAGAGCUUGACAUCAUGUUCGCCGCCGGGGUUCCCACGAGGAAGUUCACUAGCUUCCAUGUUGACGCCUAUGCCGAGAACCUUGCCAUCAAGGAUCGCGUUGCUGAGGGCAAUGUUAGCAGCAAAGCUUCGGAGGUCUAA